CAAAGCAAAUCGUAUUACUAGAGCUUUCUUGAAACUUAGAGCCAUGCAAAAACAACUAGUAGUACCUGAAAGCAGUGCUGCUGAAUUAUUAGAAGUUUCAAGUAGAAUAUCAGAGAUGCUAACUUAUUUAGCAGCAGUAGCCAGAGAGUAUAAAUUAAGGAAUCUCGAGGAUUCAACAAAGGGGAGCUUACUAAGAGAUUCUUUACCAGUUAGAGUAGUUAGACAAUAUAUGAAGUGCUUACCUCCAGAAGUACAUAUGGAAAUUUGGGCUCGGAAUUUAGCCUUGGAUUUCGAAGUUCAAAACAGAUCAACUGGGGAAGGGCAAGUUUAUUCUGAUAGAAAAAAUAGAACAGGAGAAAAGUUAUCAGUAGUAGCCAUUUCAGCUAUAGUUAAGCAUUUUGCAAGAAAUGCAGAGUUACAGGGAAGAUAUACUGCAUACAAUUUAAGAAUUGGGGUACAACAGUAG
Scutellospora calospora is the source of this 466-nucleotide messenger RNA. The record is from the annotation of a GenBank genome assembly. NCBI's taxonomy places the organism in Eukaryota, Fungi, Glomeromycota, Glomeromycetes, Diversisporales, Gigasporaceae.